UGAUUGCAUUGCGUGUACAGUAUUGCCAAUACAAACGUAAAUAUGCCGUCAUUUAUAUGACAUGUGUUUUUGCAGUACUUUUGAAACAAGUAUUCAAUUCAAUUGAAAGUGUGUUUUGAUUGUGAUUUACAAACCAUUGAACCACUGGUGGACCAAAUGAGCCAAGAAGUGGACGCACGGGAAGGGAGGGCGCAAUGCAUACGCAAUGUGUGUGUAUUGGCUCACGUGGACCACGGAAAGACCACAUUAGUUGACUCGUUGAUCGCCAGCAAUGGUAUUAUCUCCGAACGAAUGGCCGGAAAGUUGAGAUAUUUGGACAGUCGUGAAGACGAACAGGAGAGAGGAAUUACCAUGAAGUGCAGCGCUAUAUCGCUUGCCUACCGGUCCGGUGAUGACAGAUAUUUGGUGAAUGUUGUGGACAGUCCCGGACACGUGGACUUCUCGGGCGAAGUGUCGACGGCUAUACGUCUGUGCGACGGAUGUAUUAUUGUGGUGGAUGUGGUGGAGGGGGUCUGCAGUCAGACCCGCAGUGUUUUACAACAGGCAUGGAUUGAACGCUUGAAACCAAUUCUGGUUCUCAACAAAAUCGACAGAUUGUUUGUCGAAAGAAAGAUGACUUCUUUGGAUAUUUAUAUGCAUUUAAUGCAAAUAUUGGAACAAAUAAACGCCUUUUUGGGACAACUCUUCACUACCGAUGUGUUAGGAAAAUGUGAGACAAAUACAGUGCCCGACAAACCACUCGAUCAGUCGGACGCCAAACAAGACACCUAUGAUUGGAGCUCCGGUUUGGAGGAUUCGGACGACUCUACUCUAUACUUCACUCCCGAAACAGGAAAUGUUGUGUUUGGAAGUGCUAUCGAUGGCUGGGGUUUCACUAUAAGUGAUUUCAGCCGUUUUCUGUCGGCUAAAUAUCAAAUCAAAGAAGAAGUGCUGAACCGAACCCUUUGGGGCGACUUUUACUUGAACUCCAAGGAGAAGAAGAUAAUGAAAGGCGCGCUCUCGAAGGCCAAGAAACCAUUAUUUGUGACAAUGGUUUUGGACAAUAUUAACGCCAUUUACGAAGCGGUGGUCAACAGACGCGACAAAGAGAUGAUACAAAAGAUCGUAACAUCUCUCGGCAUAAAGUUUACAACACGUGAUCUCAAUCACUCUGACUCUAGAAGUCAAUUGCACACUAUAUUUACGCAAUGGUUUCCCAUAUCAAGUGCUGUCCUUAAAAUG
This is a messenger RNA of Medioppia subpectinata, 1221 nucleotides long. Lineage: Eukaryota; Metazoa; Arthropoda; Arachnida; Sarcoptiformes; Oppiidae. The record is from the annotation of a GenBank genome assembly.